This is a messenger RNA of Pollicipes pollicipes, 492 nucleotides long. Its product is annotated as cuticle protein 7-like. Gene Ontology annotation, cellular component: extracellular matrix. Lineage: Eukaryota; Metazoa; Arthropoda; Thecostraca; Pollicipedomorpha; Pollicipedidae. The transcript has 2 exons. The record is from RefSeq and is a predicted model, not a curated record. Bases 1 to 492 code for a protein of 163 amino acids.
AUGGAGGCUUCGUCAUUGCCAGCCGUGCUGGCUGUCGCCGCCGCCGCCCCGGCCCCGGAGACGCCGGGCUACAAGCCCGCUCCGGCCCCCUACCACCCGGCCCCCUCCUACAAGCCGGCCUCUUACCACCCGGGGCCCCAGUACGAGGAGGAGGCCGAGCCGUUCGCCUACGACUACGCCGUCAGUGACCACUAUACCGGCACCAACUUCGCCAAGAAGGAGGAGAGCGAUGGCCACAACACCCAAGGAUAUUACUCGGUGGCAUUGCCCGACGGCCGUGUCCAGCACGUCAAGUACGUCGCCGACAACUACGGCGGCUACAACGCUGAUGUCACCUACGAGGGAGAGGCCCAGUACCCCGAGUACCACCCCGCCCCUGCCUACAAGGUUUCUGCACCUGCCUAUAAGGCUGCCGCUCCGGCCUACAAGCCUGUCCACAAGUCUGCGUACAACAAUGCCGCUCCGGCAUAUAAGCCUGCGACAUACCAAUAA